CUUGUCAUUGGCCGUUUCAUUUUGACGUUUCUUGUUGAAUUCAACACAACAAAAGUCGUUGGUUUUUCGUGGUUAAAAAGCCGGUUUUGUACGAAAUGUCCGUCAUUAUUGAUACGGAAGCGAAAAAUCGCAGUCUUAGCGAAAGUUCCGACACCGAACUUGACCCCCAGUUUAAGCCCAUCGUGACUCUACCCGAGGUUGAAAUUCGCACAAAUGAGGAAAAUGAAAUUGUAUUGCUAAAACUGCGCGCUAAAUUAUACCGUUUUGACAAGUCAAGUAAGCCCCCUGAGUGGAAGGAAAGGGGCACCGGCGAGAUGAAAAUCCUGCAACACAAAGAGAGAAAUUCGGUACGAAUCGUAAUGAGGCGUGAUAAAACGUUCAAGGUUUGUGCCAACCACUUUAUCACCCCGUGGAUGACCCUGGAGCCCUGCAAGGGCACUGAGAAGGCCUUUAUUUACACGGCGGCGGCCGAUUUCGCGGACGAGGAGGCCAAAAGGGAGUGCUUUGCCAUCAAAUUCGGCAGUGUUGAUAAUGCGGACACUUUCAAGAGUAAAUUUGAGGAGGCCAAGAAAAUAUUGAAGGAGAGCGAAUGUAGUGAACUCAUAUGCCCCCCCAAGUCCAGUAGUGCCAACACUGAGGACGUUACAACAAAGUUGGACAAGUUGGAGGUUAGUAACAAAGAAGAAGAGAAAAAAUGAGAUGUUAGGUAUUUUUGUAUGAAGACGAUUAUUUUGUAUGAGAAUAAAGCUAUUUUAAUAGAAA
This is a messenger RNA of Tribolium madens (black flour beetle), 762 nucleotides long. Its product is annotated as ran-specific GTPase-activating protein-like. Gene Ontology annotation, biological process: nucleocytoplasmic transport. Gene Ontology annotation, molecular function: GTPase activator activity. The transcript has 3 exons. NCBI's taxonomy places the organism in Eukaryota, Metazoa, Arthropoda, Insecta, Coleoptera, Tenebrionidae. Bases 96 to 698 code for a protein of 200 amino acids. The record is from RefSeq and is a predicted model, not a curated record. Gene Ontology annotation, cellular component: nuclear pore; cytoplasm.